CUCUAAGAUGAAGCCUCCAUCUGGGCAAGGCAUAAGUCUGGCAUACCUCCUUCUGAAUUCAGCUUCCCUCUGCCUUCCCACCCCACUCUGGAAGGACCGGGACUCCCUAAUGGAAGAGGAGAAAGCCCGUCACAUGGGUGGCAAUUUGGUGCUGAGUAGACAGGAACAGCAGCUCAGUACAAAUCUUGUAAACCUCAAGAAGAAGGAGGUUGCAAGAGCCAUAACUACAGGACAGUUUCCUCCAAGCAUGCAUUUCUUCCGGGCAAAAGGCCUCAUUGAUCAGAGCACGGUGUUCAGCAUCGUAAAGCGCAUGCCGAAAGGUGCUGUCUUACACCUGCACGACUACGCCAUCCUGAGUGUGGACUGGCUGGUGUACAAUGCCACCUACCUCCCCGACUGUUACAUCUGCUUUACCCACACGGGCACCGUUCGGUUUCGCUUUUCCAAGCCUCACCCUCCUCACCGAGUGCCAGCCCAGUGCUCCCAGUGGGUUUUGCUGGAGACUUACCGGAAACAGCUGCAUAACGUGACUGAGUUUGAUAGCAGCUUGCUGAGAAACUUGACCCUGGUAACAGAUGCCCCUGAGCUGGCGUACCCUUCUCAGACUUCCAUUUGGAAAAGAUUUGAAGAAGUCUUUCUCGUUGCCUCUGGACUUAUCUGCUAUGCACCUGUGUUCAAGGCCUAUUUCUACCAGGGGCUGCUGGAGCUUUAUGAAGAUAACGUGCAGUAUGUUGAGAUAAGAGCUCUCCUGCCUCCGGUGUAUGAACUGGAUGGCACGCAGCACAAUAAAUCAUGGUCUGUGUCAACCUAUCAGGAAGUGACCAGGCAGUUUGUGAAGGAACACCCUGACUUUCUGGGAGCCAAGAUCAUAUUUACAGCACACAGGAUGCUGAAUGUUUCCCAGAUUAAAGAAGCCAUCGUCACUGCCAUGGCACUCAGAGACAACUUUCCAGACACCCUGGCAGGCUUCGACCUGGUUGGCGAUGAGGAUGAAGGUCACUCUUUAUGGGACCUGAAGGAUGCCCUGACCAUCCCAUACUCCCUGGGGGUCAACUUGCCAUACUUUUUCCACGCUGGGGAGACUGACUGGCAGGGCACCUCUGUAGACAAUAAUGUGCUGGAUGCAUUGCUAUUGAAUACCAGCCGGAUUGGCCACGGACUUGCCCUCAUUAAACACCCAGUAGCCAAAAAUCUAUCUCUGAAGAGGGAUAUUCCCGUGGAAGUCUGUCCCAUCUCCAACCAGGUCCUGCUGUUGGUCUCUGACUUACGGAUCCACCCUGCAGCUAACCUGAUGGCUGAAGGGCACCCCAUUGUGGUCAGCCCCGAUGAUCCCCCUAUCUUUGGGGCAAAGGGAGUCUCCUAUGACUUCUAUGAGGUGUUCAUGGCCAUUGGAGGGAUGAACGCUGACCUGAGGACCUUAAAACAACUUGCACUCAACUCCAUAAAAUACAGUGCCAUGCUACCGGAUGAGAAAGCCAAGGCCAAAGAGGUCUGGCAGAAAAAAUGGGACCAAUUUGUGGCUGACCUCUCUGAUAGCUUUUUGAGGGAGCUGUAGAAAGGAGGAGAGUCAUCUCAGAAGGCAUUUGGCAAGCUAGAGCGAGCCAGACUUACUGCUAUGAGGGAGACUGCUUCUUCCAUGUGACCUGAGCAGAUGAACGAAUCUCAAAGUUUCACCUGGCAAUGAGUGAUUCUGAUAAGCUAGGCUUAAUGGGCUUAAUGCUAAGAAUGAGCUGCACUAUCCUCUGAAAGUCAUGGACCGGAGGUAAAAGGGAGCAGUGAGCCUUUAUGGCAACAACAGAUGAACACUCCGCUCGGAAUAGUCAAAACAAUUAAAAAUUGCCAGUGACCAAA
Molecule: messenger RNA, 1851 nt
Organism: Apaloderma vittatum (bar-tailed trogon)
Lineage: Eukaryota; Metazoa; Chordata; Aves; Trogoniformes; Trogonidae
Gene: ADA2
Product: cat eye syndrome chromosome region, candidate 1
Exons: 9
Coding region: 8-1555 (515 amino acids)
Biological process (GO): inosine biosynthetic process; adenosine catabolic process
Molecular function (GO): adenosine deaminase activity
Source: RefSeq, a predicted model, not a curated record